CUAUCAGGAAAGUCAGGGUUUUCCUCGGCACCCUCGGGGUUUCCCGGGACAUGGCCAUAGUCACCGGAGCUUAGUUCUACUCGCAGCCCAACUGCGGAUCUUGCGUGGAUCGGACACUGCCUGCUCUCUUUCUGAUCGGAAGCCCCUCAUUUGAGACCUUUAGUCAUGCUCAGCUUUGGUAGCCAGGCUCCCGGUGGAUCAUGACUGCGGCGGCUAACUGGGCGGCCAACGGGGCGAGCCUGGAGGACUGUCACUCUAACCUCUUCUCAUUGGCUGAACUGACUGGCAUCAAAUGGCGUCGCUACAGAUACCAGGGGCCUGGCGAAUGUGGACCAGUCAUCUCUGCUCCUGCCCAAGACGAUCCCAUUUUGCUAAGCUUCAUCCGCUGCCUACAGGCCAAUCUUUUAUGUGUGUGGAGACGUGAGGUCAAACCUGAUCGGAAGGAACUCUGGAUCUUCUGGUGGGGUGAUGAACCAAACCUUGGUGAUGUUAUACACCAUGAAUUGCAUAUGGAUGAAGAGGGAUUCUGGGAGAAUGGUCUGUCUUACGAGUGUCGAACCCUGCUCUUCAAGGCCAUCCAUAACCUUCUGGAAAGGUGCUUGUUGGAUAAAAAUUUUGUGAGAAUUGGGAAAUGGUUUGUGAAGCCAUGUGAAAAAGAGGAAAAAUCCCUGUCCAAGAGCGAGAAUCUUUCCUGCUCCUUUACCUUUUUCCUACAUGGUGAGAGCAACGUUUGCACGAGUGUAGAGAUAGCUCAGCACCAGCCAGUGUAUCUAAUCAACCAGCAGCAUCUCCAUCUAGCACAGACUUCUCAUGCUCCAUGCCAAGUAAUCUUAAGUCCAUAUGGACUAAGUGGAACUUUAACAGGCCAUGGUUACAAGACCUCUGACCCCACUACCCGCAAGUUGCUAGAGGAAUGGCGGCCCUUUUACCCCACCGUGCUGCGUGUGAGGCAAGAUCAGCAAGAAGAACUGCAAUACAAUGAUGAUUUCCCUGCAGCUGUUGAAGUUAUUGUUGGUGGUGUUCGUUUGGUUUAUCCAUCAGCUUUCGUUCUUAUUGCUCAGAGCGAUUUGCCCCUGUCUUCCAGUGUGGGGGGUGCCGGACACAGCAGCACAGGUGGCCAACAGUGCACAGCUGUUACUAAAGACCCAAGCCCAUGUCGGAUGCCUCUUACCCCACCCACCUCUCCAGAGCAAAUUGCACCUGGAGAUGGGAAGGAAAAUCCCUCAAGUAUCAAUAGCCAUUCAACAGAGGAUGGUGUCUCCAACCCAAAACAGAGUUCAAAGUGUGGGGAAAAGAGCUGCCACAGACUUAGCAGUUACAUGGCACAGAGAGUUUGGAAAGAAUGCAUAGUAAACCGUUGCCAGCCAAAGUUAACCGUUUCCAGCCAGCAAGAAGGGGAGAUUCAAAUCAGCAAAGCACCAUGGGAUUUUGUUGAUCCCACUCAUAGAGCUACAUGCUCCUGUUCCAGACAUAAAUAUUCAAAACAACGCAGUGCACCUAGUGGUUCUCGGCCUUCCUCUGUUACUCAACCUAACAUGGGAGGAAUCCCCACUUCUUGCAGCUCCUCCCUUCCACCCCCUGCUUCUUCUAAGCACAAACCCACUGAUCGUCAGGAGAAGGCUGAGAAGUUGCAGAAAAAGACCACCACUCCUUUCCACCAUCGUGCUUUGCCCAUACAGAAUGAACAGUGUCUAACACAGGAAACGGCUAUACAGCAACGGCAAGGUGCAGAGGCUGCAACAAGUACACCACCAAAUAGACAGUAUCAAUCUAUGCCCUCUGCAGGAGAGUUAGAUCAACUGUUAACUUCUCAACCCUCAGACUCUCCACACUCUCCUGCAUCUCCAAUGCCUCCAACACUUAGUCCACAACCUCCCCAGCAAGAGGUUGCUAUCCCAGAUCCAGAGGUUCAACCUUGCAACUCCACUUUGUAUCCUAAUGGGCUGGAAAUGCAGCCACUUGAUGAUAGGACGAUGAUGGCGGCUGGACUUGGUUUGCCUUUGAUGGCAGAGCUAAGUGAGACCAGCAUAUAUUGUUCUAGUCUGUCUCAGAGCCAGCAAACGGAGAACAGCUGGCAGGAGUACAUGCUACCAUCUACAGGCAAUGAAGACUUUAGACCGCCAAACAUCCCGGUGGAAUGGCAUGAGAGCAUACAGGAAACUGGAGAUGAUAGCACUGCAUUAGAAAGACUUUUAGCUCAGCCAAACAAACGUUUCAAAGUUUUGGAUGAAAAUCGCCCAAUUCUAUCGGAUAAUCGGACCUACCUGGACCAGCCUCCCAUGUAUCUCGAACAGCUUGGGGACAACCUUGACCCUUACACUUUUGAAGAUGGUGAGAUCAAGUACAGUUUCACAGCCACCAAAAAAUGCAAGAUGGGUGCUGAAAGAGACCUGUCCCGGAAAUUAAAGGCUGAUGAGGGGUUUGAGAAGAAUGCAUCACCAACAGAACAACCUGCUUCAGUGACUGACCCUGGGAAAAAUGUCAUGUCCAUUUUCAGUCCUGCAUCUAAACCUGACCCACGACAGGACCGGGGAAUUGCUGCGAGCCUGACGCAGGUUAAAGAUCUGGCUCCUUCUCUUAAUGACCUGGACAACUUGUUUGAUAAUUCUGAGGAUGAGGACCUGGCUGGCUCUCCAGGAACUCGAGCAAUGAAAGCUCCCUCAGUAGGGUCUGAAGAUCGGGCCCUUGGUAAAGAUGCAAGGACAGCUGUUGCAUACUCAGCCACAGAUCUCCAGAGAAUGUUUCCCACACCACCUUCCCUGGAACAGCACCCUGCCUUCUCCCCGAUUAUGAUAUACAAGGAUGGAGUAAGCUCCGAGACCACGGCGACUCUUGCCAUGAUGGAGAGCCCCAUGGUCAACUUGGCCUCAAUGCAUCAUCUCGAGUUCAAAAUGGAGGUGGAGGAGGGUCUGUGCAGCCCUAAGCCAGAGGAGAUAAGGGAUUUUUCAUAUGUGCACAGAGUAGCGUCCUCUCAGCCCUUUGUGGGUACUUCAAUGUUUGCUCCUCUAAAGUCUUUGCCCAGCCAGUGCCUGCUGUCCUUAAAGAUUCCAGAUGCCUGUGUAUACCGUCCUUCUUGGGCAGCCCCCCCAAAGAUGCAACACCUUCCUCUGCCCCCAGCUACAUCUUUCAACAGAGAUGGCUAUAUGAAUGUGCCAAGUGUGGGCAGUUUGACAGAUCCAGACUACCUACAGCUGAACACUCCACAGACCAACACACCUCUUGCUCCAUGCAGCACAGCUCCAGCCAGCAACAGUGGAACUGGGGGCGUUCUUCCCUCUCCUGCCACACCUCGUUUUUCUGUUCCCACCCCUCGUACUCCAAGAACUCCUAGAACACCACGGGGUGGUGGAGGAGCCAGUGGUCAAGGCUCUGCCAAAUAUGACAGCACCGACCUCUGCUCGCCUGCUUCCACACCAUCCACCACAAGACCUCUGAGCUCUGUUGAACCUGCAAGCAGUCACCCAGCUCCUGAGGCCCACAGCCUCUAUGUUACCUUGUUACUGUCAGACUCUGUACUUAACAUCUUCAAAGACAGGAAUUUUGAUAGCUGUUGUAUUUGUGCCUGCAACCUCAACAUUAAAGGAGCAGAUGUGGGUAUAUACAUUCCCGACUCAUCAAAUGAAGAUCAAUAUCGAUGCACUUGUGGAUUCAGCGCAAUUGUCAACCGUCGUCUUGGCUACAAUUCAGGUCUUUUUAUAGAGGACGAAAUGGACAUUUUUGGCAGAUCCUCAGAUCUUGGCCAGGCAGUGGAAAGAAGAUUAAAUAUUAGAGUGACAGAAAGGCUUGGCCAGGAACAACCUCCACCAGGUCUUUUGCUACUGUUACAGAGACAGUGUACCCGUCCAUUUAAUAACUGUAGUAGCACUUGGGAGCUGUCAUACUGCCAGGGAGUUUCACUCUUAGAUAGGCCAAGUUGGAACUACGACAGAGUACGGGCAGAGAGUUCAGAUGCAUGGCCAGAGUGCUUGAAUGCAUUGGAGCAAGGAAGACAGUAUGUGGACAAUCCUACAGGGGGUAGAGUUGAUGAGGCACUUGUAAAGAGUGCUACUUUUCACCUUUGGCCACACAGCAAUGUGCUGGAUGUGAGCAUGUUGCCUUCACAGGAUGUUGUGCGCAUGCUGCUCUCCUUGCAGCCAUUCUUGCAGGAUGCCAUUCAGAAAAAAAGGACAGGCCGAACUUGGGAAAAUAUCCAGCAUGUGCAGGGUCCCCUGACGUGGCAGCAAUUUCACAAGAUGGCCGGACGAGGAUCAUAUGGUUCAGAAGAGUCUCCAGAACCAUUGCCUAUUCCAAACCUUCUUGUUGGUUAUGAUAAAGAUUUCUUGACGAUUGCUCCUUUCUCACUUCCAUUUUGGGAAAGGCUGCUGCUUGAGCCUUAUGGAGGGCAGAGAGACGUGGGUUAUUUGGUGCUGUGUCCAGAAAACUCUGCUCUACUUGAUGGCGCAAAGGCCUUUUUCAGGGAUCUGAGUGCAGUAUAUGAGAUGUGCCGUCUUGGUGAGCACAGGCCAAUCUGUAAAGUGCUUAGUGAUGGGAUCAUGAAGAUUAGCCAGCCUGCAGGUGACAGUGAAGAAACGUCUUGUGAGGAGAUGGAUAACCAAGCAAGGCUCCAGCUAUUUGCACAGACCUGCCGCCAGCAUCUUGCUCCUUACUUAUCCACAUUGCAACUAGACAGCAGCCUGUUAUUACCUCCUAAGAACCAGCCACCUACGGUACAAACCAGCUCAAGCCCAGCUGUGCCGUCUUGUCCUACUGGUGUUCUUUUUAACACCACUCCUAAUGGCACAAGUACUACUCCUUUACCACCACCACCUCUAUCCUCCUCCACAUCUCUUCCUGCUGGAAACAGCACAGUACCCACUGGGUUCAAUAACUGCCCAUCACAGAACACUUCAAGUAUUGUGGAGCGACCAUUAGGAAACCAGACCACAGGAGACCCAGAGCCUAGCCAGCAGUCCAUGCAGCAAGAGACCCCAGAAAAUGCCACUGAGCGGGAGAAAAUUGGCAUUCCCACAGAACCAGAACCAGCUGGAGCACUCAGUUCUUGUCCAACAGUAGUUAUAUACAUGGUGGAUCCAUUUACAUACACAGUGGAUGAAGACUGCCACCCUGGGAACUACUGGAUGCUUGGCCUGAUCAGAUGUUUUACUGACAUGCUGGAGAGUUUACCAGAGCCACUUCGAUCAGCUUGCAUACUUCAGGUGGUUCCCUGCCAUUCUCUUCUGCAGACUGUAAAUGAUGAAGUGGUCUCCUACAUUCAGCACUUGAAGUCUUUAGCUUUUUCUGUAUACUGCCAGUGCCGGCGACCCAUAGCCACACAAAUACCCAUCAAGCCUCUCACUGGCUUUGGUCCAGCAGCCGCUCUAAAUGCAAUACUCAGGAAUCAAGAGCAACCUAGCCCUGGACAGAUGUAUUCUCCUCCAUUUUUGCUCUCCCCCACCAAGGACAAGCAGACAGAGUUGGGUGAGACAUUUGGUGAAGCUGGACAGAAAUACAAUGUGCUGUUUGUAGGUUACUGCUUAUCUCAUGAUCAGCGCUGGCUUCUGGCGUCCUGCACCGACCUGCAAGGAGAGCUUCUGGAAACUUGUGUUGUUAAUAUCCAUGUGCCCAACAGGUUUCGGAGGAGCAAAGUUUCAGCAAGAAAGAUAGGGCUGCAGAAACUAUGGGAAUGGUGUGUGGAAAUUAUACAGACAACAUCAUUACCCUGGAGAGUGGUGAUUGGCCGUCUUGGACGACUAGGCCAUGGCGAGCUGAAAGAUUGGAGUAUUCUGCUUGGAGAGUGCUCUCUACAGACCAUCAGUCGUCAGUUAAAAGAAACAUGCAAAAUGUGUGGAAUCUCAGCAGCUGAUUCUCCGUCUAUACUUAGUGCCUGUCUCGUAGCAAUGGAACCCCAGGGAUCUUUCACUGUCAUGCCUGAUGCUGUCACUAUGGGUUCAGUGUUUGGCCGCAGCACAGCUUUGAAUCUACAGACAUCUCAGCUGAGCACUCCACAGGAUGCCUCUUGCACCCAUAUCUUAGUGUUCCCCACUUCCGCCACUAUCCAGGUUUCUCCAGCUAACUAUCACAAUGAAGAUGAUAUGUUAGACCUACCCUUUCUGGAUGAUAUGGAUAAUGACAUAGGAAUAUUAAUCACAGGAAAUCUGCAUUCACCUCCAAAUUCUUCACCAGGCUCUCCCACCGGAGCAGGACCCCAUUUUCAGCAUAGCCGCAGUCAGGUAGAGAGGCUUCUUUCCCGAGAGACACCAGAAGAACUAAAGCAGCAACCACUUGCACUAGGGUACUAUGUGUCCACAGCCAAAGCAGAGAACCUGCCUGAGUGGUUCUGGUCUUCAUGUCCACAUGCACAAAAUCAGUGUCCUCUUUUUCUAAAGGCCUCCUUGCACCACCACAUAUCUGUAUCUCACAAUGAUGAUCUUGUUCCUGCACGUACUUCUCAGCGUGUUCCUCACCCUCUGGACUCUAAGACCACAUCCGAUGUAUUAAGGUUUGUCUUGGAACAGUACAAUGCUCUCUCAUGGUUGACUUGUAACCCAGCCACUCAGGACCGGACCUCCUGCCUACCAGUUCACUUCACGGUGCUCACACAGAUGUACAACAUGGUGAUGGACUUUCUUUGAAUACUAUCUCCCUGCCUUGAUCAGCAACAUCUCAAAGACUUGUGAUCAUCAAGUUCAGCCGUUCUUGCUUAGUUUACCACAUUGCAACCCCAGUAGUGUGCACUACAGUUUUCUAUUUGCCCAUAAGGAACCAUGCACAAUGGAUCAAAUUACAUUUGCUCUGUGCAAUACACUAAGCACUGACUUUACAGUGAUCAGCGGAUUGGCAAGAAAGUGAUAUUGCUCUGCCAAGUGUGUGAAGGAGGCAAUGACAGGCCACAUAUAGUGCUGGCAAACCACGAGCAACAGUUCAUAAAGCAAGCUUGAAAUAAACUUUUGUAUUGCAAAGAUGAGGAUGUCCAGCAGUAUUCUCCCUAGGUGUGCUUUAGUGCUGCAGGAGUGGCUCACUGGAUGAUAUAACACUCUGGGGCUGAUUUACUAACAUAGGUGCUAAAUAGCACUAGUGCUGUUGUCAGAAGUUGCGAAUCACCAAUUAGUUUAGAUAAGACUACUGCAAUUAAAAAAAACCCAAAACAAAAUGAAAGAAUAGACCUGAUUGUUUGCUCUGGGUAAAUGCACUCUUGCAGUUUAAUACCUAUGUGUGUUAAACAGCCCAUCUUAGUACAGAAUCUGCAGCAAAAACCUAUCAGUAUAGUGACAGUGAGUGACCCUGCACCCUUGGGAAUUAUUUCAUCCACUCCUUUGUAAAUUCUUUAUUGCCAGUUGGUCCUUAUUGACAGCAUAAGACUAGCAGUUGCACUUAGACUAACCAAUCAAAAGUAUUUAAGCAUAGAAACUAUUCCAAAUCUUUCAUAUAUUCCUUUCUGGCCCAUGAUGUUAUUAUGUAAUUGCUUUAUGGGGUGCAAGUGAGCACCACCUGCUGCCAUUGUACAGAUUUUGGCACUGUGAUCCUAGCCUGACUGUACAUUCACAGGCUGAGACUGUAGCAAUAUAAUGGCAGCUAUAUCCCCAAGACCAAAUUCUUUGUUGUGUCUUUGAGGGGAAGUACCAAACCAUUUCAGAUUCAGUAGCAAUCCCUCCAUUGUGAUGCACUUAAUGCAGUCAUUAGCCGGUUAGCCAGUGUGCAGUAUUGAUGGCCCCCACACAGCAACUGGGCCAGUAUGGCAACAAAACUAUCUAGUAUUUUCCUUUAUACGCCACUGCUUCCAACAUGGGCAGAUAUUUAUUCAUAUGAAUCUGAUUUGUCUAAUUCUGCAUUAUGUGGUUUAUUUACCCUUCAGUGGCAGAUUGAGAGAAGCAGCAUCUGUUCCACCUCUGCAUAUUUAUACUUUUCUUGGAUCUGGCACAUCUGUCAAUUCCAAAUAAAUCCCGUGUACUUUAGCACCCUGCUUAUUGCAGGGGGACUCUUACACAAAAAGUCUGAUAUGUGGGAAAAUAAGGUAUUUGUACAUAAUAUCAGUUUUUUUUAAGCAAAUGUAAAACUUGUACAUUUCUCGAUGAACCUAAAAAUUUUUUUUUCUUUCCUUUUUUUACAAAGUAUUUACUGGCUGUUUUUUUUCCUCAUUUUAUAUAUAAUAUAUAAAUAUAUAUAAAUAUAUAUACACACAUUUACAGAUAUCUAUAAAUAGGCAUACAAUUUGAAAAGAUGGGGGAAAUUCUACCCAGCAGAAAUAUGAACGUAAUGAAACAAAAAAACAAAACGGGAAAAAAAAGCUUUUGGAAUUUCAGAAGAAAUUUUAAUCCUGCCUCUGGUACCUCACAAAAAUAAGAUUUGAUAAAAAAAAUGAAAAAGAAAAAACAUGACGUUAAAGAGUUAAAGAAAUUAGUUCUUCAAUAUAAAUGUGCUUCAUAUAUACCUUGUAAACAAAAAAGGUCUAUACUUUUACACACUUUUUUAGAUGAAUAAAUUAUUGAUUUAUUGAUA
Molecule: messenger RNA, 8475 nt
Organism: Xenopus tropicalis (tropical clawed frog)
Lineage: Eukaryota; Metazoa; Chordata; Amphibia; Anura; Pipidae
Gene: med13l
Product: mediator complex subunit 13-like
Exons: 31
Coding region: 201-6611 (2136 amino acids)
Biological process (GO): regulation of transcription by RNA polymerase II
Cellular component (GO): nucleus; mediator complex
Molecular function (GO): transcription coregulator activity
Source: RefSeq, a predicted model, not a curated record